AUGGCCAAAACCAUCCCCAUUUUGGCUCUUUGGGCUCUCUCUCUGCUCUCUCUCACUGUCGUCCAUGCCGCCGAUCCUGAACUCCUCUCGGACUUCGCUGUCCCUGACGGUCUCGACGAGUCUAAGUUUGAUGGCAGCUUCUUUACGUACACUGGUCUUCGAGGUGGUGCCCCCUCCUCAACCAACACUGUAGGGAGGAAGCCUGUCUCUGUAAGGGACUUCCCCGCCCUUAAGGGCACCGGCCUCUCUCUCGAGCUCCUCGAGUUCGCACCGGGUUCUGUCAAUGUCCCUCACACCCACCCGCGUGGGGCAGAGCUCCUGUUCGUCACAGAUGGGGCCCUGACGGUCGGCUCGACCGACAGCAAUGGAAAACUGUACAGGAAUGUGUUGCAGAAAGGAGAUGUGUUUGUUUUUCCCAAGGGGUUGCCUCACUACCAGGCCAACCUCGACAAGGCCAAUAAGGCCGUCGUGGUCUCCGCCUUCUCCAGCGCAGACGCUGGCACUGUAUCAUUGCCUAAGAGCCUGUUUGGAUCAAGCGUGCCCGACGAGGUCCUGACAAGGGCAUUCAAGGUCUCCCCUGAGACUGUCCAGCAACUAAGAGCUGGGCAGAACUAA
Amborella trichopoda is the source of this 615-nucleotide messenger RNA. RefSeq names its product germin-like protein 9-3. Lineage: Eukaryota; Viridiplantae; Streptophyta; Magnoliopsida; Amborellales; Amborellaceae. The record is from RefSeq and is a predicted model, not a curated record. Gene Ontology annotation, molecular function: manganese ion binding.